Molecule: messenger RNA, 1267 nt
Organism: Ceratina calcarata
Lineage: Eukaryota; Metazoa; Arthropoda; Insecta; Hymenoptera; Apidae
Product: odorant receptor 46a-like
Exons: 7
Coding region: 240-1109 (289 amino acids)
Biological process (GO): detection of chemical stimulus involved in sensory perception of smell; sensory perception of smell
Cellular component (GO): plasma membrane
Molecular function (GO): odorant binding; olfactory receptor activity
Source: RefSeq, a predicted model, not a curated record
UCGAUCGAUUCUUCGAGGACGCACCGCAAGCACUUACAGCACUUCUUAGUACUGUAAAAUUAUUGAAUGUCUUCUCAAAUAAAAUGCGUGUAAGUAUGAGCAUGUCAAAAACAGAACGUAUGCCUAUACUAUUGAGAGAAGAGUGUUUUUACGUACGAACUGUUGUAAUUAUCAAGCAUUAUAUUACGCAUAUUUAGUUUAAAUAUUUAUUCAAUUAUAUAAUACGGGGAAGGCAAUUAAUGAAAUCAAGUCUAGAAAUGAAUGUGUUAGAUCAAAUUACCAACGAAGGAACUACACUUGCGACUAUAUACAGGAAAUGUUUGUGGCUAACGGUGACACUAUUUGUCUCGCUUUCUUUAUAUAAUCCUCUUGUGGAUCUCAUCGCGCCAUUAAAUGAAACACGGCCACGGCAACACUUGUUUCACGUGAAUUACUUGUUUCUAGACGAAAUGGAAUACUUUUGGCCGGUGUUCGUGCAUUUAAGUUUCGUUGCUGUCGCGACCGUGAUAAUCAUAAUCACCAUAGAUUCGUUAUACAUUGUUAUAAUACACCAUGCUUGCGGAAUGUUUGCGGCAUGUGGGCACCUUGUUCAGAAUGCAACUGAAGAUACAGUGGAGAGGAAAGGUGGCAUCAUCGAUGAUCACGGAUAUAAAGAAUAUAAUCGAUGCAUAAACGUGCAUUACGAAGCUCUUCAAUUUUACGACGUCCUCGAUGUUUGUUGCCGCAAUUCGUACUUGAUUCAAAUGGGUAUAAAUAUGAUGCUCGUCAGCGUGACAGCUGUUGAGCUAGUUAUAUUCUUUGAUCGACCGGCUGAUGUUAUCAGACUUAUUUCAUACCUUGCGGCUCAACUGUUUCAUUUGUACAUGAUAAGUUUACCCGGACAACGGUUAUUGGAGCAAAGUUUGGCAGUAACUGAUAAAGUAUGGUUUUCCAGAUGGUACGAAAUACCUGUCAGGGCUCAAAAGAUGCUCGUUUUGAUGAUAUUGAGGGCCAAUAAACCGUGCGUAUUAACAGCAGCAGGUCUAUAUCAAAUGACAAUAGAAAGUUUCGGGAUAACUGUUAAAGCAUGUAUGUCGUACUUCGCAAUGUUCUUAUCAGUGAGGGAAUAGUUAAAUGUAAAAUCGUCGAUAGUAAGAUAUUUCGCGAUUCAAAUGUUAUAUGUAUAUGUACGUACAUACAUUUCAGCGAAGAUUCUAUGUAUAAUUAUAAAUGUAAGUAGUAUAUAAAUUAUCAUAAUAAAAGAAAUGUAGCGUGUACAUACUACAUA